Gadus macrocephalus (Pacific cod) is the source of this 1517-nucleotide messenger RNA. Its product is annotated as echinoderm microtubule-associated protein-like 1. NCBI's taxonomy places the organism in Eukaryota, Metazoa, Chordata, Actinopteri, Gadiformes, Gadidae. The record is from RefSeq and is a predicted model, not a curated record. The transcript is spliced from 5 exons. The coding region runs from base 572 to 1189 and encodes 205 amino acids.
ACACACACACACACACACACACCAACACACACACACAUGCAUUCACACAGGCAUACACAAGCAUGCAUACACAUGUACACACAGGCACGCACACACAAUCACACAUGCAAACUCGCACACGCAAACAGAAACAAUUUGCAUUCAAUUGGAGUCCCGCCGAGUUUUUAAAGCAGCCUCACCCCCCACCACCUCUGCCCACACAUACACACAUGGGUACACACGCAAACACACACACGCACACGGGGCAAAGGGGGCUUUAAACCUCGCUGUCAUAAACAUCCGUUUGGUGUCUGCUCUGGGCAACGCGAGGAAGAGGAGGAAGAAGGGGGAGGAGGAGGAGGAGGAGGAGGUGUGAGGGAAGAGACGGGCAGACAGGAUUACUACGCUAAAUCCUCUUCGUGGCCCAACAAGACAACAGAGCAGGGCAACACAUCCCCCAGACAGACGACCGCGGUGGUCCCACCCCGUCCGUCGCUGUGGGUUAAUUCUGCGUCCAUCCCUGGACCCAGACGAUGCGGUCGUAGUGCGGCCUGUUUCGGCGUUCACGUCCCCCCCCCCGUUCAGAGCCAAGAUGGAGGGAGGGAAGGCCUGUCCUCAGCCGGGAGCCAGAGAGGGGGGCAGGAGCGAGAGGUUGUGUACGCGAGAGGAAUGGACGAGGAGGAGAAACCCCAGCGGGGCGGUGGCGUUAGAGGGAGCCGGCCCCGGUCGGAAGAGGUCGUCGACGUCUUCGCCGCCCCUCCCCUGCUUCUCCCACCACGACGACCGCAGCUCAGCGGCCAGUGGUCUGGACGUGGUGGACCGCCUCACCUACCUGGAGCAGAGGAUGCAGAUGCAGGAGGACGAGAUCCAGCUGCUGAAGAUGACCCUGGCCGACGUGCUGAAGAGGCUCAACGUCUCCGAGGAGCACCAGGCCUCCACCUCCUCCUCCGGCGGGCGGAGGACCCCCGGGGCCAAAGGCAGCAGGCCGGUAUCUCUGGUUCUGCCUCCCAGAAACCCCAUGGGGAACCCGCACGCCGCGUCCCUGAAGAAGAGCACCACGAUGCCCUCUAGCGGUAUGGGAAGGAACUACACCUCUUCACCAACACCCUCCAAAAGCUCUGUGAAGGAUUCGGGGUGUAAGGCUUCCAAGACACGCCCCCCUUCAGCAGCCUCUACCUGCAAGACUGCUGCUGAUAGCCCUCAAAUGUGAUAGUGUGUCUGGAACAAGGCCGUCAUAAUUUGGCUGGUGGGAGAUUUCAGAGUUUGUUUUUAUAUUUUGUUGUACCGUAGUUCCAUUAAUUCACAACACAACACACAACACACACGCACGCUCACUUUGCAAGUAUACUUUAGCUCCUCAGACUAACUGUCGUUCUGUUUGUCCGUCCGUCCAUCCAUCCCUCUGUCUGUCUGUCUACGUACAUGUCUGUCUGUCUAUAUCCACAUCUGUCCGUCUACGCACAUGUCUGUCCAUCUGUCUACAUACCAAUCGGUCCAUCUACGACCAUGUCUGUUCAUCUGUCCUUCCGUCCUUCCAU